AUGUCGGGUGAUGUCGCAAAGGCUCCACGGCUGUCAAUGUUUAAACUUAACAUAGAUGGGUGCUCCAAAGGAAACUCGGGGUUGAGUGGUGGUGGGGGGAUUCUUAGGGAUGGCUCAGGAAAGUUCAUCUUCGCUUUCGCUGAUUGCUUUGAUGUUGCUACUAGCUUGCAGGCCGAGGCCAAAGCAUUAGCGCUUGGGCUGAGUUUAUGUGCCCAGAGGAAUUUUUUACAUCAGUUGGUGGUUGAGUCGGAUUCGCUAGUGCUAAUAAAGAUUUUGAGGAACGAUUACCAAUGCCCAUGGACGAUUAGCUAUGAGAUCGAGCAGUGUUGCGACGUUGAGGGAGGAGGGUUGGGGCAAAGGCGCAAACAAUGGACUGAGGUGCUUUCUUCAGAGCCUAGGGCUUCCAUUUUUCACAAUUUUUUGUCUAAGGAAGAAUGUGAAUAUCUUAUAAAUCUAGCCAAACCUCGUAUGUCGAGAUCAAAAGUGCUAGACCCAAAUACUGGUCAGACUGGACAUAGCAGCUCGCGCACAAGUACUGGCAUGCAUUUGAAAAGGGGUCAUGAUGAAGUCGUUAGGGACAUUGAGAGAAGGAUAGCAGAUUACACAUCAAUUCCCGUGGAGAAUGGAGAAGGUCUUUCCGUUAUCAAUUAUGAAGUCGGACAAAAGUUCGAGCCUCACCACGAUGUCCACCGUAUGGCUACUCUUUUGAUGUAUCUAUCGGAUGUUGAAGAAGGUGGAGAGACGUAUUUUCCCAAUGCUAUCGCUAAGAGGAAGUGUUGCUGUUUUCCAGGAUGCACAAAAAGAAGGGGGCUUUAUGUGAAACCAAAAAUGGGGGAUGCAUUGUUUUUCUGGACCUUGAAGCCUGAUCGAACAACUGUGGAUCCAUCAAGCUUACAUGGUGGUCGCCCAGUGAUCAGAGGUGAUAAGUGGGCAUGUAUCAAGUGGAUGCAUGCUGAAGAAUUCAAAGCCUCCAAGAGUUAUACUCGACAUAGUUAA
Messenger RNA from Coffea arabica (coffee), 996 nucleotides. Its product is annotated as probable prolyl 4-hydroxylase 3. Gene Ontology annotation, biological process: peptidyl-proline hydroxylation to 4-hydroxy-L-proline. The record is from RefSeq and is a predicted model, not a curated record. Gene Ontology annotation, molecular function: RNA-DNA hybrid ribonuclease activity; iron ion binding; L-ascorbic acid binding. Gene Ontology annotation, cellular component: endoplasmic reticulum. NCBI's taxonomy places the organism in Eukaryota, Viridiplantae, Streptophyta, Magnoliopsida, Gentianales, Rubiaceae.